Pyricularia pennisetigena is the source of this 1071-nucleotide messenger RNA. RefSeq lists its product as uncharacterized. The transcript is spliced from 2 exons. Lineage: Eukaryota; Fungi; Ascomycota; Sordariomycetes; Magnaporthales; Pyriculariaceae. Bases 1 to 1071 code for a protein of 356 amino acids. The record is from RefSeq and is a predicted model, not a curated record.
AUGGAUGGCCGGCUCGAUGGUAUUGAAGAAGCUGCGAGUGGUACUUUCAACUGGCUUCUCGAGCACAAGACCUUGAAAGAAUGGAAGCUUCAGCGCCGAGGUCUGCUUUGGAUCAAGGGGAAGCCCGGGUCUGGCAAAUCAACGCUCAUGAAAUAUGCCCUGCGUGCACUUCCUUCCGUCUAUGAACAAAACGCGUUUGCAUUUUACUUCUUUUUCCAUGGCCGCGGCAACGAAUUGCAAAAAACCCCACUUGGUCUUUUCCGGUCCCUCCUGCACCAAAUACUUAAUAAAGUCCCCGGUGCACUGUGCGACCUGAUUAAAUAUUUUGAAGAUAAACAAAAGACAAUGGGCGAGCCUGGAGAAAAGUGGCAGUGGAGCCUGCAGCCAUUACAAAACUUCCUAAAAUCGGCGCUUCCAAAAAUCCUGGAAAGGUUUCCGGUCAUACUUUUUAUCGACGCACUCGAUGAAUGCGGCGAAAACUUAGCUGGCGACCUGAUUGAAUAUCUCCGCAACCUACUUGAAAGCAUUCCGUCUACCAACUUUCGACUUGGUGUUUGCUUUUCAUGUCGUCAUUACCCUAUCCUAACACUGGAUGCUGGAUCGACAAUAAAACUGGAGGACGAAAACUCUGCGGAUAUCAGAUUAUAUGUCCAAGGCCGUUUUUCCAGGUAUUAUCCAGGCGCCGAUAUCGAAAGACUAAUAUCUGAUCGGGCCCAAGGCGAGUCGCGUGGCAAUAUUAUAACCGAGAUCAAAACAACGCCGGAAGCUUUGGACGACCUUUACCGCGAGUUGACAGAAGACAUAAAAACUAUACCAGAUGCCAUAAAACUCAUUCAAUGGAUAUGUUUUUCCACCGGACCACUAACAAAGGACGAGCUGCAAUGGGCCAUGGUAAUCGACCCCAACAGCACUUGCAAAUCACUAGACGAAUAUCGAGGGUCAAAUAACUUUAUCGUCCACGACAAAAUGGAUAGAAGAAUUACGGCUUUAAGCUUCGGUCUCACAGAGGUCGUGACGUCUUCCGGCAGGCAGUUUGUCCAAAGCGUUAGAAUUCGGUCAUUUAAUAUUUAA